Molecule: messenger RNA, 1027 nt
Organism: Drosophila willistoni
Lineage: Eukaryota; Metazoa; Arthropoda; Insecta; Diptera; Drosophilidae
Exons: 5
Coding region: 18-1016 (332 amino acids)
Source: RefSeq, a predicted model, not a curated record
GGCAUUUGACAACCGGAAUGAUGAUGAUGAUGUACGCACUUGUGAUGAUUUUGACCACGCAGAUGACCACAGUGCUGGGACAUGGUCGCCUUAUGGACCCACCGGCACGAAAUGCUAUGUGGCGUUUCGGCUAUCCCAAUCCGGUUAACUACAAUGACAAUGAGCUCUUUUGUGGUGGCUAUGCGGUGCAAUGGGAACAGAAUAGCGGUCGCUGUGGUGUCUGUGGCGAUGCCUAUCAUGUGAAAUCGCCCAGACCACAUGAGGCUGGUGGUGAAUAUGCCAAGGGCAUCAUCUCCCGUUACUAUACGGCUGGACAGGAGAUCGAUGUGGAGGUGGAGCUGACUGCCAAUCAUUACGGUCGAUUCGAAAUGUAUCUCUGCCCCAAUAACAAUCCACGACAGGAGGCUAGCCAAGAGUGCUUCGAUAGAUAUCCAUUGCUAAUAUCGGGCAGUCGAGAGCAUCGUUAUCUCAUUCCACGUGAUGCCAAAAAGAAGGACAUAUUCCGUUAUCGGGUCCGUUUGCCGGCAUAUGUAACCUGUACACAAUGUGUUCUGCAAUGGACUUACUACACGGCCAACAUGUGGGGCACUUGCUCGAAUGGAACUGAGGCUGUUGGUUGCGGCAAGGCGGAAACUUUUCGUAAUUGCGCGGACAUUGCCAUCAUAUCGAAUACUGGAGGCGGUGUACCGCCCAUUUUCGUAAAUAAUAAAUCGCCAUAUCUGCUAUACUAUCGGGAUUAUCGUGCACCUGAAGAUAAUAAUAUCUUCCCCUUGAUUGUGAGAGAUCAAAAGUGCAUAGGAGCACCGCCAUUCCGUUCCCUGCCCGGCAUCGAUAACUGGUGUGAGAUCAACUGUCUACGCUAUCCACCCAAUUGCCCGGAGACGGCCUGUCAUUGUCCUCAGGAGUGCGUGGCCAUCGGCGAGCUGGCUGGACGUGAGGGAGCCGAUACCUAUUGCAUGGAUGAAUGUCUCAAUUACAAAUCGAAUUGCCCACGUGACAGAUGUCGCUGCUACUAGAAGAAAACCCC